AUGGCUGAGGGCUUGAUUCAGCAGCAACCAGAAGAAAACAAACAAAUGGAAGAUUUGGGCCGUGACAAUUUUCAAGAAUUGGUGUCCAGGUCAUUAUUUCAAAAAUCAAGCAAAACAGAGUCGAAAUACAUAAUGCAUGACCUGGUUACUGAUUUGGCACGUUGGGCUGCAGGAAGCUCAUGUUCUAGAUUGGAGGAUAUGCAGAAUUAUGACUCGCAACAUAGAUGUUUGCCCAAGGUUCGUCAUUCAUCUUACAUUCCUGGUUGGUGUGACGGGGUUAAGAAGUUUGAGGUCUAUUCUGAAGCUACAUGUUUGCGAACGUUCUUACCACUUUCACUUUCAGAUUAUAAUCAUUUGGCUCAUAAGGUUACUUCAGACUUAUUGCCCAAACUUCAAUACUUACGAUUGCUCUCUUUAAAUGGAUACCGAAUAACCGAGUUGCCGAGUACAAUCAGUGAAUUGAAGCAUCUACGGUAUCUUGAUCUCUCCCACACUCGGAUAAGAAGUUUGCCAGACUUGACAACAACUCUGUACAACUUGCAGACAUUGUUAUUGAAAGGGUGUUUUCGUUUAAAGGCACUGCCCACAAGCAUGAGGAACCUAGUUAAUUUGCGUCAUCUCAACAAUUCAGGUACAGAUUCAUUGGAAGAAAUGCCUCCUCAGCUUGGUCAAUUGACUAACCUCCAAACAUUGCCUGAGUUUGUUAUUGGCAAAGGUAGUGGAUCAGGAGUAAGAGAGAUUGAGUCAUUAUUGCAUCUGCAAGGGACAUUGCACAUCUCAAGACUAGAAAAUGUGACUUGUGUCGAGGAUGCCAGGAGUGCCAACUUAAAGAGCAAGGAAAGGCUUGAAGCCCUAUUUCUUGAAUGGUCUUCUUCGAGUGUCUCAACAGAAGAUGCAGCAAUUGUGCUUGACAUGUUACAACCUCAUAGCAAGCUCAAAAAGCUCACCAUCAAAG
Molecule: messenger RNA, 955 nt
Organism: Fragaria vesca subsp. vesca
Lineage: Eukaryota; Viridiplantae; Streptophyta; Magnoliopsida; Rosales; Rosaceae
Product: putative disease resistance protein At3g14460-like
Exons: 1
Source: RefSeq, a predicted model, not a curated record